Messenger RNA from Purpureocillium takamizusanense, 1677 nucleotides. RefSeq lists its product as uncharacterized. The transcript is spliced from 2 exons. NCBI's taxonomy places the organism in Eukaryota, Fungi, Ascomycota, Sordariomycetes, Hypocreales, Ophiocordycipitaceae. Gene Ontology annotation, cellular component: cytoplasm. Bases 236 to 1486 code for a protein of 416 amino acids. Gene Ontology annotation, molecular function: oxidoreductase activity; nucleotide binding. The record is from RefSeq and is a predicted model, not a curated record. Gene Ontology annotation, biological process: NADPH regeneration.
AUGGAGUGACUGCACGGCAACUGACGUGUAUCGCGCCCAAACGCCGAAGCUCACCUGCCAAGCUAGCACCUGAGUUAAUACCUACCACUUCAUCUCCUCCUCGCUCUCUGUGCAACGGCGCAUACAUAUUGUGCCCCCGUCCUGCCUCUCGCCAUCGUAUCACAGCCAACAUCACUAUCACCUCCGCUGACUCCAUUGAAAGGAUCGAGUGCUUUGAACCCCACCAGCAGCGACCAUGGAGCCCCUCAACGUCUUGAUGAUUGGCACGGGCGAGUACACCACCGGCUUCGUCGGCGGCGGCGCCUCGGCCUCGGACAAAAAGGUGGGCGUCGUCGGCCUCACCCUCUUCGACCUGCGCCGCCGCGGCAAGGUCAACAAGCUGGGCAUGGUGGGCGUCAACGGCAAGAAGUUCCCCGCCAUCCGCGACCACCUUGAUCGCAACAUCACCCAGGCCUACAACGGCCUCGACACCUCCUUCGACUCCUUCCCCGCCGACGACGCCGUGAACCCGGACGCCUACAAGGCCGCCAUCGACGCGCUGAAGCCCGGCGACGCCAUCACCAUCUUCACCCCGGACCCUACCCACUACCCCAUCGCCCUCUACGCCGUCGAGCGCCGUGUCCACGUUCUACUAACCAAGCCCGCCGUCAAGCUGCUCGAGCACCACCAGGAGCUGCUGCGCCGCGCCGCGGCCAAUGGCGUCUACGUCUUCGUCGAGCACCACAAGCGCUUCGACCCCGCCUACUCGGACGCCCGCUUCAAGGCCCGGGGCCUCGGCGACUUCAACUACUUUUACGCCUACAUGAGCCAGCCCAAGUACCAGCUCGAGACCUUCAAGGCCUGGGCCGGCCGCGAGUCCGACAUCUCCUACUACCUCAACAGCCACCACGUCGACAUUUGCGACUCCAUGGUCCAGCAGCUCGGCUACCUGCCCGUCAAGGUCUCUGCCUCGUCCUCCAAGGGCGUCGCCACCGACCUCGGCUGCGCCGAAGAGACCGAGGACACCAUCUCCCUGCUCGUCACCUGGGCCAAGACGGGCGAGCCCUCCAAGCGCGCCGUCGGCGUCUACACGGCCUCGUGGACCGCGCCCCAGCGCGCCGGCGUCCACACCAACCAGUACUUCCACUACCUGGCCUCCGGCGGCGAGAUCCGCGUCGACCAGGCCCACCGCGGCUAUGACGUGGCCGACGACGCCGCCGGCCAGCUGCAGUGGUUCAACCCCUUCUACAUGCGCUACGCCCCGGACGAGGACGGCAACUUCAACGGCCAGACCGGCUACGGCUACAUCUCCCUCGAGAAGUUUGUCGACGGCUGCCGCGCCGUCAACGCAGGCGCCGCCAAGCCCGAGGACCUCGACGCCAAGGGCCUGCCCACCUUGCGCAACACCAUUGCCACAACGGCCAUUCUCGAGGCCGGCCGGAGGAGCAUCGACGAGGGGCGCGAGGUGGGCAUUUCCGUCGAUGGCGACCAGUGGAAGCUGGUGUAGCCAUGUAUUGUUUUUGAAAUUGUUUGUGGAUGUAUAGCUGGAUUGUGAGGUAAAAGCUGGCCGACUGAAUGGUGGGAUAGGUCCAUCGUAUGCAGACUGGCAGACAUGUCGUGCGGGUUGGACAUGUAAAGAGAGAGGCCUGGUAUAUAUAUAGGCGGAGGUCCAUGCAACGAAUUACGACUGCUACACAC